Molecule: messenger RNA, 7716 nt
Organism: Chroicocephalus ridibundus (black-headed gull)
Lineage: Eukaryota; Metazoa; Chordata; Aves; Charadriiformes; Laridae
Gene: ADCY2
Product: adenylate cyclase 2
Exons: 25
Coding region: 118-3429 (1103 amino acids)
Biological process (GO): adenylate cyclase-inhibiting G protein-coupled receptor signaling pathway; intracellular signal transduction; adenylate cyclase-activating G protein-coupled receptor signaling pathway
Cellular component (GO): plasma membrane
Molecular function (GO): adenylate cyclase activity
Source: RefSeq, a predicted model, not a curated record
CCUCCUCUCCGCCUCCCGCGCGGGAGCGCGCCCCGCUCCACUCCCCGGCUGCCGCCUCCUGCAGCAGCGGCGGCGGCGGCGGCGGCGGCGCUGAGGGAGUUGCGCGGGCUCUGCCCGAUGUGGCAAGAGGCGAUGAUGAUGAGGAGGAGACGCCGCUACCUGCUGGAGCGGGCAGAGCAGGCGGGCGGCGGCGGCUGCGGGGCGAGCGGCGAGCAGUCCCGCUCCCGGGACUGGCUCUACGAGUCCUACUACUGCAUGAGCCAGCAGCACCCGCUCGUCGUCUUCCUGCUCCUCAUCGUCAUGGGCGCCUGCCUGGCCUUCCUCGCCGUCUUCUUCGCCUCCGGGCUGGAAAUUGAAGACCAUGUGGCAUUUUUAAUAACUGUUCCAACGGCCCUAGCAAUUUUUUUCGCUAUAUUUAUCCUUGUCUGCGUAGAACCUGUUUUUAAGAAGCUGCUUCGUAUAUUUUCUCUGGUGGUCUGGGUAUGUCUUGUUGCCAUGGGAUAUCUCUUUAUGUGUUUUGGAGGAAUCAUCUGCCCCUGGGACCAGGUAUCAUUUUUCUUGUUCAUUAUUUUUGUGGUGUAUACCAUGCUGCCCUUCAACAUGAGGGACGCUAUAGUUGCCAGCGUCUUGACCUCUGCAUCUCAUACGAUUGUGCUGAGCGUCUGUCUAUCAGGUACAGCUGUUGUAAAGGAGCACUUGGUUUGGCAGAUACUGGCAAAUGUAAUCAUUUUUAUCUGCGGAAACUUGGCAGGAGCAUACCACAAACACCUCAUGGAACUUGCACUGCAGCAGACGUAUCAGGACACGUGCAACUGCAUCAAGUCCCGUAUCAAGUUAGAGUUUGAGAAGAGGCAACAGGAGCGUCUUCUACUUUCUUUGCUGCCUGCUCACAUUGCCAUGGAAAUGAAAGCAGAGAUCAUUCAGCGGUUACAAGGUCCCAAGGCAGGCCAGCUGGAAAACACCAACAACUUCCACAAUUUGUAUGUCAAAAGGCACACCAAUGUAAGCAUCCUGUAUGCUGAUAUCGUGGGAUUCACGCGCCUGGCCAGUGACUGCUCGCCAGGGGAACUGGUGCACAUGCUAAAUGAGCUGUUUGGCAAGUUUGAUCAGAUUGCAAAGGAAAAUGAAUGUAUGAGAAUUAAAAUCCUAGGUGACUGCUAUUACUGUGUUUCUGGACUACCUAUAUCUCUCCAAAAUCAUGCCAAGAAUUGUGUGAAAAUGGGACUGGACAUGUGUGAAGCAAUUAAGAAAGUGAGAGAUGCAACUGGAGUUGACAUUAAUAUGCGUGUAGGAGUGCACUCUGGGAACGUGCUUUGUGGCGUUAUUGGGCUACAGAAGUGGCAGUACGAUGUAUGGUCACACGAUGUUACUCUGGCAAAUCACAUGGAAGCUGGAGGAGUCCCAGGCCGUGUUCACAUCACCUCAGUCACCUUGGCACAUUUGAAUGGAGCUUACAAAGUGGAAGAUGGGGAUGGAGAUGUGAGGGACCCAUAUCUGAAAGAGCAUAAUGUUAAGACUUACUUUGUAAUCAAUCCUAAGGGAGAGAAGCGAAGCCCUCAGCACCACAUUAGACCUCGACAUACUCUUGAUGGAGCCAAAAUGAGAGCUUCUGUCCGCAUGACCCGGUACCUGGAAUCUUGGGGAGCGGCCAAGCCAUUUGCACACUUGCACCACAGGGACAGCAUGACCACUGAAAACGGCAAGAUUAGCACAACAGAUGUUCCCAUGGGGCAGUAUCAUUUUCAGCGCUGCAGAGAGAGAACAAAAUCACAGAAAAGAAGGUUUGAGGAGGAACUGAAUGAGAGGAUGAUCCAGGCCAUUGAUGGAAUCAACGCCCAAAAGCAGUGGCUUAAAUCUGAAGACAUUCAAAGAAUAUCACUUCUUUUCUAUAACAAGACUCUGGAAAAAGAAUAUCGAGCGACUACUCUGCCUGCAUUUAAGUAUUAUGUGACUUGUGCCUGUCUCAUAUUCUUCUGCAUUUUUGUUGUGCAGAUUCUGGUUUUGCCAAAAACAUCUAUUCUUGGAAUUUCAUUCGGGGCUGCAUUUCUCUUGCUUUCCUUCAUUUUGUUUAUCUGCUUUGCUGGACAGCUUUUGCAAUGUAGCAAGAAAGCAUCAGCUUCAUUGUUGUGGAUCCUGAAAUCAUCUGGAAUAAUUGCAAACCGUCCUUGGCCACGGAUCACUCUUACAUUGACAACCACUGCUAUAAUAUUAACUAUGGCUGUAUUCAACAUGUUUUUCCUGGAUAAUGCUGUGAAAGCUCUUCCCUCGGUUCUUAAUUCAUCAAAUGCAAGUUUUCCUAAUUCGAGUAAUCAGACACGGUGGUGUAUACAAAACAACUGUUUUUUCCUGCCGUAUUUUAUAUACAGCUGCAUAUUAGGACUCAUUUCCUGUUCUGUUUUCCUGAGGAUAAAUUAUGAGUUGAAAAUGGUAAUAAUGUUGAUUGCAUUGGUGGGCUACAAUGUUAUCCUUUUGCACACUCACGGGCCCAUGCUGGAUGACUACAGCAAAUUUAUGUAUGCCACGGCAUCUCUUAGAAGGCCAGGAAUACUGAAAGACCUGAAGACAAUGGGCUCAAUUUCUUUGUUUAUAUUCUUCGUCACAUUACUGGUUUUGGGUAGACAGAAUGAAUAUUACUGUAGGUUAGACUUCCUGUGGAAGAACAAGUUCAAAAAAGAGCGGGAAGAGAUUGAAACCAUGGAGAACCUAAAUCGGGUGCUUCUGGAGAAUGUGCUUCCAGCCCAUGUAGCUGAACACUUCUUGGCAAGAAACCUGAAGAAUGAGGAUCUGUAUCACCAGUCGUAUGACUGUGUCUGUGUAAUGUUUGCCUCUGUUCCGGAUUUCAAGGAAUUUUACACAGAAUCUGAUGUAAAUAAGGAAGGCUUGGAAUGUCUCAGGCUGCUAAAUGAGAUCAUUGCUGACUUCGAUGAUUUAUUGUCAAAGCCAAAGUUCAGUGGAGUUGAAAAGAUAAAGACCAUUGGAAGCACUUACAUGGCAGCAACAGGAUUGAGUGCCACACCCAACCAAGAGCAGUGCCAGGAACCUGAACGACAAUAUAUGCACAUAGGAACCAUGGUGGAAUUCGCAUUUGCCUUGGUGGCAAAACUGGAUGUCAUAAACAAGCAUUCAUUCAAUGACUUCAAGUUACGAGUAGGUAUCAACCAUGGACCUGUAAUAGCUGGAGUAAUUGGAGCUCAAAAACCACAAUAUGAUAUCUGGGGCAAUACAGUAAAUGUGGCCAGCAGGAUGGACAGCACUGGUGUCUUAGAUAAAAUACAGGUUACAGAGGAGACGAACAACGUCCUGCAAACACUGGGGUACAUGAGCACUUGCAGAGGAAUAAUAAAUGUAAAAGGAAAAGGAGAAUUGAAGACAUACUUUGUACAUACCGAAAUGACAAGAUCCCUUUCACAAGGGAACGUGGCAUCUUGAAGAAAGCUUGUACGUGUCAUCGAUACCAUAUUUUCAGGAAAGUAUCACGCACUUUUUAACUACAUUUUGGCCCUUAACAUGCGUGCUAUUUUCUGGUAUGUGGCACUUAUUUUAAUAUGGCUGCAGAAUAGUCCCAUGAGCCAUCAUUUUGCACCUUGAUUUCCUAUGUUCAAGGACAGUUGCGAUGUACGCUAUAGGACUGGAAGAUUGUACUGCUACUUGCACUGUUAUUCAAAGACAAGAAAAGAAGGAAUAGGAAUUAAAAGGAGAUAACUCAUCCUGAAAGGACUAAAAAGAGAUGUUAGUGACAAAUGCGGGGAAAAAAGGCAAUAAAGCUAGGGGUGCAUACUAUUUCCUGAUGCAUGGUGUUUUCUGGAAAAUACAGUCGCUCCCCAAUAGCAUCCACUAAUCUGGUAUUAAAGUAUACAGUAUUUGUAAAUAAGUUUACUCUGUCCACACAUGAUUUGGAUGUGAUCACCAGUUGCAUCUCAUAGCCAGGGACACGUUGGGUGGCUUGCUGGCAUUCUUUCUGAAGAGAGAACUAACAAUGCUGGAAUAGUUUUGUACAAACGUGUCAAAUGUUUUGAAGCUAUUGUCUUUUGUAAGGUUAAUUCAUUAAAAGUUUAUAUGUACUUUGUCUUACUGUUGCUGUCUCUUAGUUUUGCUUCCUUCCAUGGCUUCUGUUGCUUCAAACCUGCGCGUCCUCUGCUGCUGCCGCUGCUGCUUUUUAUUCAGCAGUUAGAUGUUGAGGCAGGCUAUGGCCAGCUAUCUCAAUGGCCUCAGUCAAUAAUAUCUGCUAGGCUUGCUAUUGCCUUUUCAGAAAUCAAAUCACCUCUAUUGUCUUCAGUCUUGGGUGGCAUCCUAGGCACUUUGCAGUCAUGUACUCCCUGGGUGACCCAGAAGACUUACCUCAAAUCCAUAAACACAAGCCAAGUGGGGGAUACUGGAGACAGUAGUAGUGUUGCUACUUUGCCACUGGCCUGCAAUGCUUAAGCAAUAGCUAGGAGAAGCUGUACAAGAGAAGAAAUGUUUUGGUUUUUUUGCACUUUGAUAACCUCUUUUGCCCUUGCAUGCCUUUCACUUAACCUUUACAAUGCCGGGUUUCAUGGGAUGAUUAAAAUACUCUAAUUUAUCAGGAUAUGAGUAGGAGCAGAAGGUACAAAAAAUUCUACUUUGUGGAUAUUCAAGAUUAAUUUAAAACCCAUUGAAUUAAAAGUAUCACACUUUUGGAGUUUCACAGAUAAGCCAGGUGAAAGACUGCAAAAGCAGGUAAUUGUACUAUCUAUGCUCUUUUGAAGCAUAGAUAGUAAAGACUAAUUUUUGCUUUGCUAUAAUCAGUACUUGAAAUUAACAUAUUCUUUUAGUCGUAAUAUCCUAACAAGACCAAAAUGAAUAAAAUCCUCCUAUUUACAAAAUAGCAUAUAAUGACAAGAUUUUUUUUCUGACUGGUAUUGUAUGAAUAUAGAAGUCAAGUUAUGCACUGUAAGCUCUGACAUGUUAUGGAAAUGUAAAAAGUAUUCAAUUUUCUCAUUCGUGGAACAUAUAUUUACAUUUAUAUUGCACUGGAGUCCUUUCAGAAGGAGUUCUUAAAACUGUGGCUCACAAAUAAAUGGCAUCAUGCCACAGCCUCACUUGAGUGUGCCACAGUUUACUCAUGGCAGCCAUUUGCCCACUAGCAAAUUUGAAUGGCAGUAGAUUUCAAAGUAUCUACAUCUGCAGUAAAAUAGACAAUCUGAAUUUUGAUCCCUUUAAGUUAGUCUAAAAGCAAAAUGCAAGUUAUUUCAGUUACGACCAACAUAACACACUUGACGUCUCACCCAGAGCUGGAGACUUUUGAUCGGUAACUCUCAAGAUAGGUGCUCAGUCUAAUAAAAUCUCAUUAAAAAGAUUUGUUGUCUUUAUGAUUUCUUCCUUUUAAUUAAUAAGUUAACAUAAAUAUUUUCCAGUGGAAUGAAAGACUUUCCAAAUAGCUCACAUGGCAGCAGAAACAAUGUCUCACUCAUUGCCUAAAACAAGCUAUCAUUUAGCUAUACUUUAAGACUUCUAAAUCCCUCCUCUGCACUCACUAUAAAUUUGUCCUAGGAACACUGAAAAAAAAUAUUAAUCUUUUAGACUUUGAAUGUACUUUGGGCCCUUAAAAUCAUUCUGAUAUUAUCACAGGUCAAAGCAAUUAUUUCUUACUGUGGAUGAAAACCCUUUAUGUAAAGUUGAUUAUAUUGUACUGUCGUAUCUAUGUGCAGCUUUCAGGUAUAACCUGUACAUUCAGGAUUUUGCUUUUCACUUGUGUUCUUGCACAUCAGUAGGAAACCUUGUACCUAAUUUGAUAGCUUUGUUUCUAUGAUUGUGAUAAAAGUUAACCAGCAUUAUAUUUCUGUAAGCCAUGAAACGUUAAACCAUUUGAAUGGCUGUGAGCUGACUGGUCCAAUGAAAUAUAAAGAAAGAUAUAUACGUGCCCUCCAAGAUCAUGUUGAGGAUGCCCUCGUUCAGAGCACUCAUGUUGCACUGCUGUUCUUCUCUCAUUUUGUAGUUGCAUUCAAAUUCUUGCAGCCAAAUCCAGCUAAAGAACAAGAAAGUGGGCAAAAGAUGAUUACACCCGCAGUAUGAUGCCCAGACAAAGAAAGGUGCAUACCAUCCUCUCUCUAGCCUUCGACUGCUGAGUAUUAUUAUUAUCUUUCUAGUGCUGAGAAGCUAUUUGUAUCCAAUAAAUACUUUUUGUCUUCCAAUGCAUUUUACAUCUACUGUUUAUACUGUUUUAUUUUUCCCCUGUCUAGAUUGACCCAGAGUUCUUGUAUCCUCUUUCUUCCCCUCCUGUGAUGAUUUCAUCUGCCUCAAUAACUAGACAUAACACUGCUCAUAGAUCAGUGUGUAACUGGGAAAGCUUUAUGAUAACUAUACAAAUCAGUAUUUGACAUUCCAUAUAUUCUACCUCACAGUAAGGCUCAAGUUCUAUGACUUCCAUGGUGGUGCUGUAGUUCAUAGGUCACUGGUGAACCACAAAAAGCGUGACUUCAAAAAGUACAAUGCAAAUGUAUUUCACACCAUGAGGCAGCAGCCAAAAGGUCAAUAUAAGAGUGAUGCACUGUGGUCUGGGAAAAUGAAAUCCAAAUGGGAACACCUGGAGAGCCUGAUGGAUUUCUUUCUCAAAGUCAGAGCUUUGCUCCAAUUUAUGGAGGGCUACCAAAGGACAGGAAGAAAAAUUAGACUUGCAGAUAUUUUUGUUAACUACAAACAUAGUUAGUGUUACCUGUAAAUUAAUGUUAUUUAGCUGCCGUUUCUAAAAACAGACAUUAGCAUUUAUGCUGUGUGAAAAGCAUUUUUCAUUCUCUUUAUAUUCCUUUAUGAUUCCUCUAUUUUGUAAAAUAUCUACAGACCUUCCCUUUUUCCACUGAGGCACAGGUAGGAGUUCAGCCUGCUUAUUUCUAAAGCGACAGCUGUGCACAUCCGAAGGUAGAGCUGUUAAAAAUCUGUCCCAAUUUGUUUUCAGAACUUCAUAUCAGGACAAAUAAUUAGCGAAGUUGUCAGGACGCUUUAUACAGCACCAGAUUUACUGUUAAAAGCAAUGAUUGCCUUGUCCUUUGAUAUAUAGUUUUCUGUAUGAAGAUGUUUUUUCAUUGCCAGAUAGCAUAUUCUCCUUCAUAUGACAUAGAUACUACCCUUCAACACUUUUUACAGGUGGACUCCAAACAAUUUUAUUACUAGGGCUUUUUAGUUUUAUUCUUAUUUUCUUGUCUAAAAUAGUGGAGUGACUCUAGGGAGGAAACAAAUGUAGAAUGACAUACAUGUAUCUUAAAUAAAACAUGUAAUUAAAAGAGUAUUUUUGUUCCUUGAAGUACGUCAAAUUUGUGUGGAUUUAUCAAAAGUGGUGUAUAGAUCAACUGUAGCUGGUUCACCCUAAAGUUUGCUACAUACGAAUUUUAAACAUUUUCAAAAUUAAGGGCAGAAAUUAUUCUGGUCAAUGUAGUUUUUAAUAUGUCAAAAUGCAAGAUAAGGACAUUUUAAUCCUGUUUGCAACUAUGAACCCCCUUUAUGUUGUAGGAUGCCACUGCUCAAAAUAAAGAUUCUGCCAAGAUUUGUUUGAAAAACUUUUAUAGAGUAUUUUCCAAAUAUGUUUCUAGCCAUUGAGAUGCCCUUCCUGAAAAUCUCAGUUUUGACAGGAAGUAAUACACAAAGUAUUUUGAAAGAUUGACAUUCUAGGACAAGAAAUUUUCACGCUUGCAUUCCAAAACAGUCUUACAAAUAACAAUUGUUACGAAAGUAAUGUCCACCUCAUGUAUAAAAUUGUGUAUU